Molecule: messenger RNA, 1259 nt
Organism: Rotaria sordida
Lineage: Eukaryota; Metazoa; Rotifera; Eurotatoria; Philodinida; Philodinidae
Source: the annotation of a GenBank genome assembly
AUGGACAAACAAAAAUCGACAACAACUGCUGCUGGUGGACUAUCAACAAAGGCUAUCACCACCAAUCAUGCUGCUGUGCUACCCCAACCUGUUCGCCGAGUACUCCAAAAUUUUCUUCUGAUCUGGCUUGAUGCCAAUUUCGAUGAAUCCAAAGAUCAUUAUAACAAGUCAAUACAAGAUCUACAACAUAUUGUAGCAACAAUCACAACAUUUACAGAUGUUGAUCAAUGUGUUGAUUUUCUCAGUGAUAUUGAAGAUGAAAAAGUAUUCAUGAUUGUGUCUAAUGCACUGGGACAACAUAUCGUAUCAGAAAUUCAAGCUUUGCCACAAUUACACUCAAUUUAUGUUUUCUGUGACAAUCAAUCGAUUCAUCAAGAGUGGGCCACAACAAUACCUAAAGUAAAAGGUGUAUACACACAAAUUGAACCAAUUUGUGAAGCAUUAAAAACUGAUUGUGAAAAUUGUGAUCGAGGUAUGAUCUCGAUCAGUUUUAAUCGUAUUGAUCCGUUAUUUAUGUAUACACAAUUGUUAAAAGAAGUACUUUUGGAAAUCGAAGAUGAUGAUGCAAAAUCUAUUAAGGAACUCAUCGAAUACUGUCGUCUUCACAGUGAUGCUUCCGAAGUAACACUUGACAAGAUCGAACGAGAAUAUCGUAAUCAUACACCCAUUUGGUGGUACACGGCUCCAUAUUUUAUCUACUCAAUGCUCAACCGUGGUCUUCGACAAAUGGAUGUCGAUAUUAUACUUAAAAUGGGCUUUUUUAUUCGCCAUCUACAUCAACAUAUUACAGACUUACAUCGUGAACAGCAAAACAGCAAAGCAGCCAUGCCAUCAAAAUUUCAAGUUUUUCGUGGUCAAGGCUUAUCCAUGGAAGCCUUUGAAAAAAUGAAGAAAACCAAAGGUGAACUUAUGUCAUUUAAUAAUUUUUUGUCGACAAGUCAUAAUCGUGAGAUUUCUUUCAAAACCUUUGCACGACCUGCAGCAUUCGAUGCAAAUACAGUUGGCAUUCUCUUCAUUAUGAACAUCGAUACGGCUAUUUGCACAGCUUCAUCGACACCUUUCGUCAACGUUAAAGACAUUGGCUUCUUCGACGAUAAAGAAGAAGAAAUUCUUUUCUCGACACAUACAAUUUUUCGCAUCGAUCGUAUAGAACGUAUUGAAGAUAAGCAUACAGAUCGUCUCUGGCAAGUCAAUCUCACCCUCGCUGGUAAUCAAGAUGAUGAUUUUAACAAAUUAACAGCACAUUUAAGGGAAGAGCA